AUGCCUUUAGGUCAAAUUCCUGUUCUCGAAUUUGAUGGAACAAAAUUACCACAAUCAUUAUCAAUUGCUCGUUUUCUUGCUAAACAAUUUCAAUUAGCUGGUAGAGAUAAUUUUGAGCAAGCUAAAGUCGAUGCUGUUGUUGAUACAAUUAACGAUUUAGCGACUAAGUUUGUACCGAUUCGUUGGGAAUCAGAUGAAAUAAAAAAGCAAGAACUUAUUAAAAAAUUUAUUGCGGAAGAAUUACCCAAACAUUUACAAAAUCUUGAAGUAUUAGGUAAAUUAUAUGGUAAUGGUGGUCCAUUCUUUGUUGGUAAUCAUUUAACAUGGGUAGAUUUAUUUUUUUAUGAAGUGGGAUACAUUAUGCUUCAAUUAGAUGCAAAGGCUUUGGAUAAUCAUCCAUGGUUAAAAAAUAACCGUGUUGAAGUUGAAAAACAACCAAAUAUUGCAGAGUAUCUCAAAAACCGACCACAAACAGCAAUGUAA
Rotaria sp. Silwood2 is the source of this 483-nucleotide messenger RNA. Lineage: Eukaryota; Metazoa; Rotifera; Eurotatoria; Philodinida; Philodinidae. The record is from the annotation of a GenBank genome assembly.